Aspergillus steynii IBT 23096 is the source of this 1203-nucleotide messenger RNA. RefSeq lists its product as uncharacterized. The transcript has a single exon. Gene Ontology annotation, cellular component: nucleus. The coding region runs from base 1 to 1203 and encodes 400 amino acids. Gene Ontology annotation, biological process: positive regulation of transcription by RNA polymerase II. Gene Ontology annotation, molecular function: DNA-binding transcription factor activity; transcription cis-regulatory region binding. The record is from RefSeq and is a predicted model, not a curated record. NCBI's taxonomy places the organism in Eukaryota, Fungi, Ascomycota, Eurotiomycetes, Eurotiales, Aspergillaceae.
AUGACGCCGAGACCAUCUUUGCCAUCUCUAAUCAACGGCGUCCAUACGCCCACCGAGAGACGCUUAUACAAUCACUUUUCGCAGGUCCUAUCGCAACUCCUUGUGCUGCAGACUUCAAACCAAUGCAACCCAAUCGCCGCAGCGAUUCUCCCACUUUCUACAGCCGACAAGGGCCUAUUAUCCCUCGUAAUGACUGUUUCGGCGGCACACCUCUUGAAGCUCUUAUUCCUCGGGGGUCAUUCGAUUGAAAACCCAGAGUACGUUGAGGUGCAACGGCUCAAGUGGAAGUUCUUCGGCCAAGGCACACGCAUCCACGGCCAGCGUAUUCAAGAGCUCUACGCAGAUAAGCCCGUAUCUAAUAAACAAUAUACAAUCGCGCUAGCUAGCACGAUGCUUCUGUGCCAGUAUAAUACCGGAGAGGGCGGGUUUGACGGCGGGUGGAAAAUGCAUCUGGGCGCAGCGCACGAGUUAGUAAAAUGUCUUAAGCGGCGGUCUGGUGCGUCGAAUGUGACGUUUUCGUCUGCGGCCGUUCUCGAGGAUUGGUUUCUUUAUCACCAGUUGAUUUCCAAAGUGACUGAUCAGAACCCUUUGUGCCAUGCAGACCAUUUCGAGGCAUCUUCCAAUCCAAGCUCUGAUCUGUUGCUCAUCGGGUCUCAAGAUGGACUUCUUUCCAUCGUCGGACGCAUAAUGGAUCUCAAGACGCAGAUUCUCCUGGACGACGAUCCCUCAGUACCGUCGUAUUUGGGCCUCACUUUCGGGCUCGAGAUCAGUGUGGACCUGGAGGCCUGGGAUUACCAGUACCCGACGCAGCAGCAACGGGUCGUAGGGGAGUGCUAUCGAUGGGCGGCCUUCAUAUUACUUUACGCGACAGUGUAUCAGUGCCAGUUGCUCGAUGACAAGAUCCAGACUGCGCUGGAGGGCGGGCUUACCUACCUGGACGACCUUUGCGAUACCGACCAUGCUCAGAUCUGCGCCUUGUUUCCGAUGUUUAUCUUUGGGGUUUCGGCUGUGUCGAGGAGAGAUCGCGACCGAGUCAGAGAGAAGAUGGAUGCUUAUUAUAAGUGGUCAGGGCUAGGGAAUAUUAUCGAGGCGAAGACCUUCCUGGAGUUAUGGUGGGAGCAAUGCGAUCAAGCGGAAGACCGAAAUUGGUGGCAGUGGCAUGCUUUGGCUUCUGAGACUGCGUUACAGCCUAUUCUGACAUGA